Messenger RNA from Amyelois transitella, 6260 nucleotides. RefSeq names its product protein draper (gene drpr). Lineage: Eukaryota; Metazoa; Arthropoda; Insecta; Lepidoptera; Pyralidae. The transcript has 19 exons. Gene Ontology annotation, molecular function: protein binding; scavenger receptor activity. The record is from RefSeq and is a predicted model, not a curated record. Bases 392 to 3493 code for a protein of 1033 amino acids.
GUCAUCCCUAUCUGUCUCUGACUGACAAUUUGUAUUUUGUAUACCUAUUUCAUUCGUGAAGACGAUCCGAAAUUAUAAAAUUGGAUUGUGAGGAGUGAUUUCAGUGAUUCGUAAGAAAUAAAAAUCUAAACCGACUUUUAUUAUUUUGUAUUGUGGUUAUACUCCACUUUUGUGAGGGAAAUCGAGUUUGUGUUCAGUGGAAUUUCUUGAUUGGCAGUAAGUAGAUAAUAUACCCUGCCGAAUUCUGCGAAUUCAUAUCAGCUAUGAAAAGUAACUAUAGUAGCUAAGAAGAAUAAUAUUUGAAUGCGUAUAUGCCUGUUAUGUCAUUACGCCUAAACAAUAGACGUGUUAUGGCGGCUUUACGGUAAACUGUGGUGUGAACUGAGUCAAGAUGUGGUCGAAUAUUGGCGUCCUCGUCGUACUGUUUGGCUCGGCGAUUGCCUUGCUUGAAGGACCCAAUGUCUGUAUCAAACAGCAAGCAUAUGUCACAACCAUCAGAGUCUCGGAAAGCCAACCGUUCCAAGUUAAAGAAUCAAAAUGGUGUUUUAAUUUUCCGCCACGAUGUUCAAAGUACAAAAUACAGUUCCGGACUGUAUUCAAAAACCAAACCCUUACAAAGCAUCGACCAGUGGAGGAAUGUUGCGAGGGAUAUGCGCCAGAUGAAAUGGGACAACACUGUGUACCUGUGUGCGAGGAAAAGUGUGUAUACGGCACAUGCGUCGCUCCUAAUACGUGUGCGUGCAAUCACGGAUAUGGGGGACCAGCGUGUGACAUUUCUUGCCCACAAGGCCGUUGGGGUCGCCACUGUCAGAACACUUGCCACUGCCAAAAUGGCGGUACUUGCGAGCCGCUGACAGGUCAAUGUUCGUGCACGGCCGGGUGGCGCGGCGAGUCGUGCGAGCAAUCCUGUCCCCUGACCACUUUCGGAGACAACUGCAGAGAGGUCUGCAUGUGUAAGAACCGCGCGGCCUGCCAUCCGGCCAGCGGAGCCUGCUCUUGUAAACCGGGAUUUACGGGACCAUUAUGUGAAAAACAGUGUGAAGAAGAUGAGCCGUGCGCACAGGGCUGCAGGUGUCAGAACGAUGGAGUUUGCAACGCUUUUGGCGUGUGCAACUGUACCGCCGGCUGGACUGGCGAAGUGUGCGCCAACAGAUGUCCGACUGGCAAAUGGGGCGAGGAGUGUCAAAAGACAUGUGAGUGUGCCAAUGGCGCUGGUUGUCAUCACGUGACUGGUCGCUGUCAGUGUGAAGCAGGUUUCACCGGGGAAAAGUGCCUCGAAGAGUGCCCAGUGGGUACGUACGGCGUGGACUGCCUGGGCAAGUGUUCGUGCCAGCACGGGGAAUGUUCCCCGCGGAACGGGUCGUGCGCCUGCAAGCCUGGCUGGCGCGGCGAGUGGUGCGAGCUGCGGGCCUGUGCUGAUGGCAAGUGGGGGCCGAACUGCGAACACGACUGCGAGUGCAACCCUUCUACCACUGACAUCUGCGACCCGUGGACGGGGGCGUGCGAGUGCGCGGCGGGCUGGGGCGGGGAGCAGUGCUCGCGGCAGUGCCCGCUGCUCACCUACGGCAAGGGCUGCCGCAACACCUGCCGCUGCGAGAACUCCGGCCACUGCUCGCCUGUCAACGGAUCAUGUCUAUGCGCGCCUGGUUACCGCGGCAUUCGUUGCGAGCAAACGUGCGAGUUCCCGUACUACGGCGACAACUGCGCGGACAAGUGCGAGUGCUACAACAACGCCACCUGCUCGCCCGAGACCGGACAGUGUCACUGCACACCUGGAUACGAUGGCUUGAAGUGCGAUAGACCUUGUGACGGCAAGAAAUUUGGACCCAAUUGCCUGCAACCUUGCAACUGUGAAAACGACGCUCCUUGUAAUCCUGUCACAGGUGAAUGCGUGUGCAGCGCCGGGUACACGGGCGCGCGCUGCGAGCGGCGCUGCGCGAGCGGCUCGUUCGGCGCGGGCUGCGGCUCGGCGUGCGCCUGCAGCGAGCACGCGGCCGGCUGCCACCACGUCACCGGGCAGUGCAUCUGCGACACCAACUGGAGAGGCGUCCGCUGCGAGACCCAAUGUCCGGAAGGCCUGUACGGGCCGGAUUGCGAUCAGCGGUGCCGCUGCCUGAACAACUCGUCGUGCGAGGCGGGCAGCGGGCGCUGCGUGUGCGCGGCCGGCUGGACCGGCGACGACUGCCGCACGCCGUGCCCGCCCGGCUCCUACGGGCCCGGCUGCUCGCAGCUGUGUCGCCACCAGCGGGACGAUAACACAACGUGCGACCCUGUGACCGGCGACUUCUCGUGUCGCAGUGGCUACACCGGGCCUACUUGCCAAUACCCGUGUCCACUCGGCACCUACGGCGAUGGCUGUCUGCAGAAAUGUAAUUGCAAGAACGGUGCCGAUUGUCACCAUGUUACAGGCGAGUGCCAGUGCCUGCCGGGCUGGCAGGGCGCCGGCUGCGAGGCGCGCUGCGCGGCGGGCUGGUGGGGCGCGGGCUGCUCGCAGCCGUGCCGCUGCCAGCACGCCGCGCAGUGCCGCGCCAGCGACGGCUUCUGCCGCUGUCGGCCCGGCUACACCGGCCACUACUGCACGCAGUUCUGCCCCGAAGGUUACUACGGGGACCACUGCAUGGAGGCGUGUUCUUGUCCGUCUGUCGGCAACUGGGUGUGCGACCCCAUACAAGGUUGCAUCUGUCACAGGAACUUCAUCGGCGAGCACUGCGACAUACACGCCGCAGACCAGAUUGUUACUAACCGAGCGGAAGCAUCAUCGACGACAGGCCUGACGGUGCUGAUGGUGAUCCUGGCGUUGGUGUGCGCGGCGGCCGCGCUGCUGGUGUACGUGUACUACCGCAAGCGCGUGCGCAGCCUCAAGCGGGAGAUCGCGCACGUGCACUACACCGCCGACCCUAACGCGCAGCCAGAACAACACUUCGACAACCCGGUGUACUCGUAUCAAGGCUCGACCCGCAGCGACGAUGCGACCACUCUUCUCAACAACACGAUAUUCAACAACUUGGGCAACGGCAACAAGAACAACAACGCCACUCUCGAGAAACUCCGGAUGAGGGCUGGCGGCUCUUCUGAUACAUAUGAUCCCCUGUCGUCCUUGAAGAAUAAAGAUGCAGACGCGAACAACCCCAACUUAUACCACAUAAUCGAUGAUGAAAAACUAGAUCACGUCUACGAUGAAAUAAAGCAUAAGGAGGGUUAUGAAGGGGAAUACGAUCAUCUUAACUAUACCCCACCGGCCAACAAAUGGAAGCAAAAUUACCAAAGAAUGACGAACGGAUUCACUGUACCCAACGGCCAGCCGGUCCCCGCUCCCCGGAACGAUAUCUCGACGCCGCCUAUCCCGCCACUCCCCAAAAUGAACAUCAUAUCUCCCGCGCUGCCCGACAUCGACCAGCACAGCGUCGGAUCCGAACCCCCCACCCCACCGGAGAGGGAAGACGACGCCCCUUCCGAACUAGAUAAUGCGUCUGUGCAGACACACAACAAAUAAAUAAGUGAAAUUUGUGAUCAACAUUUGAUCGGUGCCAAGUAGAAGACUAUUUAGCGAUCUAUUACGACGAAUCAUAUUUUUAUAAAAAUUUACACAACGCGUGUUAUUAAAUGAUAUUAUGUGAGUGAUCUCCUUGUAAUGAUCGAUAUAUUGAGGUGGUAGACCUUCACAGUCGCCUUAAAUGAUUAGAAUAGUAAUUCGUUGACGUUGGUUGCGAAUGUUUGAUGAUGCAAUUUAUUGUGAACUGGUGUUUAUGCAAUGGUUGUACUUUCAUGUCAAGGUUGAGAGACUGUCUCACAUAUCUAGUAAUACCAUAUCUUAAAAAAAUGAUUUGAUGAAUAUUUAAUCUGAUAUCAGAUGUCUUAUUUUAAUUUGUAGGUUAAUUUUAAUAUUUAUUAAGAGACGUAUAAUUCGAUUGAAAGUUAUUUCUUAUAAAUAUUUUUUUUAUGUUACAAAUCAAAUAUUUAUGAAAAAAGAAAUUUAAUUAUUAAGCCAGUUUAUUAUAUUCAUUAUAAAUUGGUGUAAAGGUCUACCAGGCCUGUGUUCAACUUUAGUAAUUUUUUCAUACCUAUUUUAAUAUGUUAACCUAAUUAUGGUAAAGUUUAUAUUAAGGAAAUUAAAAGAAUUACAACUUACACAUUUAUUUUUAAAACUUGAUAUGUCAAACCAACGGAACCAUUCCCAAAUACGUUUAUAUUUUUAAUAGAGUAAUUUAUCAUUUUAAUUUUAUAGAAAUCUAAUGCUUUUAUGAAUAUUAUAUGAUUAUAUUUUUCGUUUUACAUAUUCUUUUUUAUAAAAUAGUUUUGACUAUUUUUAUUAUUGUGAAAUAUUAUUUUAAUAGAUUUAUCAAAUUACUUUUCUCAAUCAACGCUAGGCAUCUCAUUUUUCAUAUUUUUUUUAUAUACGAUACGAAUAGUAGGUAAGUAUAAGUUUUGUAUCUUAUUAAUAUUUAUAAAAUUAAUGAUUUGGGUGUUUUAGUGUAUGUAACGGACAAUCACAGCGUGUUGGCGCUGUGAUUGUCCAUAUUCAAUUCGAAUCUUGUAUUUUUAACUAAAUGGACAGUUUUUACCGCAGCAUCUUAAAUGCCACCAGGACUUGCGCGCUUUGCUAUUAGAAAACUAAUUUAAGAAUAAAGUUACAUAGCUUAUAAAUAAAAAUCGAUAUGCAUACACGUAAUUAACAUAGGUCACAACAAAAUGAAAUGCAGAAGUUACAUAUUUAUCAUUAUCGUCUUGCAUACAAAGUUCUUGUUAUCACAAUUAUUGAAUGCUAAAUUAUUCUGACGUAAAAACUGAAUAUUAUUAAGCAUGCAUGUUUAAUAGAUUACAAACUAUUGUAUACCCGCAGUGUUGGGCAAAUUUUAAUUGCAAGAACAAUUAAAGAUUAACAAUUAAUUAAUUGUUAAUUGUUACUAAUACAAUUAACAAUUAAUCAAUUGUAAUUGUGAAAAAUUACAAUUAACAAUUAUUUAAUUGUUAACUGUAUUAGUAACAAUUUACAAUUAAUUAAUUGUUAACUGUAUUAGUAACAAUUAACAAUUAAUUAAUUUUCAAUUGUUUUGUUAAUUUUAAUUAAAAAUAACAAUUAUAAAAAUACUGUUGUAUAAUAUAAAGCCGGUAUAUAUAAAUCCCCUUUGAGUCACCGGGAAUCCCUUCAUCCACAGGUUUAUAUAAGGAUUUUAUUACAAUAUCUAAUAAGUAUGACUUUAACAAAAACAAAGAGUAGAGAACUAAAUUAAAUAGGUUUACAUGACAACUUUUUUUUUGUGGUGUACGUGCCUCAGUGCACAUGAGAAUGUGUGUGUUAGCGCGCGUGCGUGUGUAUGUUUGUGUGUGUAUGCGUGCGUGUGGUAUAUAAGUUAAUUGUUAAUUUUAAUUGUUUCAUAAAACAAUUAAAAAAGUUAAUUGCAAUUAUUUUAAUUGUGAGUUGCAAUUGACACACGUUAAUCAAAUUAAUUUAAUUGCAAGGUGCAAUUAAAAGUUCAAUUGCGAUUAACUUAAUUGUAAUUAAUUUAAUUGCAAUUACUUUUUUAAUCAAUUAACAAGACAAUUAACAAAUUAAUUGAUUAAUGCCCAACACUGUAUACCCGUGAUAACAUCAUUGUACUGUAUAAUAUUUAUCCGUUUUAUAGACACAAAAAUAUUUUCAAUGUUAUGUAAAAAACUAUAGACAAAAAAGGUAAAGGUAAAGAAAAUACAAGUUAAGAUCUAUGAUCGUCUAAAUUUUUUUGUAUUAAAUUGUAGGUAUUUUUAGUAAUAGAUAAACUUUAUCUCAAUUAGCUUUUCAGAUAAAAUUCUUAUUGUUAAUGAAUUGCUGUUUGGGAAUAUCUAUGGGGAGAAAUUACAAUACUACAGUAUUGGACUUGCUCAAAAUGUGCCAAACUUUAUACUAUUAAAUUUUGCGAUCAAACUUGUUAUUUGACUAGUAAGAACUUUUGGCAAUAAUGUAAGUACCUACCUAAAACUGGCAUUAGAAAUACGAAAAGAAAACCAUAUUUUAUAACAUUUAAUUAUUUACGGUAUGAAUAUAAAUAGUUAUAAAUAACCAUGUAAGUAAUUGUUUGCCUAAUAGCUAAAUUGAAUUACCCUUAUUGAAAAAGUAUCACGUAUUUAACAAAGCAAAGUAACCAGCAAUGUACAUAUUGUGUUGUCGGUCUGCGCUUUGACACGAGUUUUUGCAGUUGACCCAUUGUGAGAAACGUAUGUCUAUUUACAUUAUCUGUAAAGACUUGUAGAGAAUUUAUUAAACAUUUAUUAAUGCUUGCAAA